UCGAGUAGUCUAACUCAGACACAUUGAGAAGAAAGUAUUAAAGUAACAGACUGUUAGUUAUACUUUCGAAACUGCGAUAUAAAAGUUUCUAAAUGAAAUUCCUUGGAUUGGCAUUUGUGGCCCUUAUUGUGGUCGUCACCACACCAUCAUACGCAAAAAAAAUUCGUCGCCGACCAAGUUGCGACAAUGUAGCAGAUGGUACUGUUAUGAUAGAUAUAAUGAAAUGUGCGGGAUACUACGUGUGUAGGAGUGGUCGCGCGAUACAUAGAAACUGCCCCCUUGGACAAUUUUUGGAUGUGCAGACAAAUGCCUGCAAGUUGGCCAACCUGGUUGACUGCGUUAAUGUUAAUGGACUUGCGAUGCGAGCAAUUACAUCUUCUAACGUGAACAAGCAGGAUGGCGAAAUCGAAGGAAAUGCUGUGCAGACAGCAGCUCCUCCGUGUGAAACCACAACUCCACCGUGUGCAACGACAACUCCACCGUGUGAAACGACAACUCCACCGUGUGAAACUACAACUCCUCCGUGCGAAACCACAACACCGAAGAAACCAUGCAACAAAGUAACUCGUCCUCCCCCUAAAACACCCCCUCCCAGUGAAGCUACACCCACAACACCACCCUGUGAUAUUUCAACUCCUUCAACACCUAAAAGCUCUCCAACCACAACACCACCCCGUGAAACUCCAACUCCUUCAACGCCGAAAAGCUCUCCACCCACAACACCACCCUGCGAAACUAUAACACCACCCCGUGAAACUCCAACUCCUUCAACACCGAAAAGCUCUCCAACAACAACACCACCCUGCGAAACUAUAUCACCACCCCGUGAAACUCCAACUCCUUCAACACCGAAAAGCUCUCCAACCACAACACCACCCUGCGAAACUAUAACACCACCCCGUGAAACUCCAACUCCUUCAACACCGAACAGCUCUCCAACCGCAACACCACCCUGCGAAACUAUAACACCACCCCGUGAAACUCCAACUCCUUCAACGCCGAAAAGCUCUCCAACCACAACACCACCCUGCGAAACUAUAACACCACCCCGUGAAACUCCAACUCCUUCAACACCGAAAAGCUCUCCACCCACAACACCACCCUGCGAAACUAUAACACCACCCCGUGAAACUCCAGCUCCUUCAACGCCGAAAAGCUCUCCACCCACAACACCACCCUGCGAAACUAUAACACCACCCCAUGAAACUCCAACUCCUUCAACACCGAAAAGCUCUCCAACCACAACACCACCCUGCGAAACUAUAACACCACCCCGUGAAACACCAGCUCCUUCAACACCGAAAAGCUCUCCACCCACAACACCACCCUGCGAAACUAUAACACCACCCCGUGAAACUCCAGCUCCUUCAACGCCGAAAAGCUCUCCACCCACAACACCACCCUGCGAAACUAUAACACCACCCCGUGAAACACCAGCUCCUUCAACACCGAAAAGCUCUCCACCCACAACACCACCCUGCGAAACUAUAACACCACCCCGUGAAACUCCAACUCCUUCAACACCGAAAAGCUCUCCAACCACAACCCCACCCUGCGAAACUAUAACACCACCCCGUGAAACUCCAACUCCUUCAACACCGAAAAGCUCUCCACCAACAACACCACCCUGCGAAACUAUAACACCACCCCGUGAAACUCCAGCUCCUUCAACGCCGAAAAGCUCUCCACCCACAACACCACCCUGCGAAACUAUAACACCACCCCGUGAAACUCCAACUCCUUCAACACCGAAAAGCUCUCCAACCACAACACCACCCUGCGAAACUAUAACACCACCCCGUGAAACACCAGCUCCUUCAACACCGAAAAGCUCUCCACCCACAACACCACCCUGCGAAACUAUAACACCACCCCGUGAAACUCCAGCUCCUUCAACGCCGAAAAGCUCUCCACCCACAACACCACCCUGCGAAACUAUAACACCACCCCGUGAAACACCAGCUCCUUCAACACCGAAAAGCUCUCCACCCACAACACCACCCUGCGAAACUAUAACACCACCCCGUGAAACUCCAACUCCUUCAACACCGAAAAGCUCUCCACCCACAACACCACCCUGCGAAACUAUAACACCACCCCGUGAAACUCCAGCUCCUUCAACGCCGAAAAGCUCUCCACCCACAACACCACCCUGCGAAACUAUAACACCACCCCGUGAAACUCCAACUCCUUCAACACCGAAAAGCUCUCCACCCACAACACCACCCUGCGAAACUAUAACACCACCCCGUGAAACUCCAACUCCUUCAACACCGAAAAGCUCUCCACCCACAACACCACCCUGCGAAACUAUAACACCACCCCGUGAAACUCCAACUCCUUCAACGCCGAAAAGCUCUCCACCCACAACACCACCCUGCGAAACUAUAACACCACCCCGUGAAACUCCAGCUCCUUCAACACCGAAAAGCUCUCCAACCACAACACCACCCUGCGAAACUAUAACACCACCCCGUGAAACUCCAGCUCCUUCAACGCCGAAAAGCUCUCCAACCACAGCACCACCCUGCGAAACUACAACACCACCUUGCGUUUCCACAACUCCUUGUGGAGCACCUACAACCACACCAUGUGCAGAAACAACAACUACACCCUGCGAUUCAAAGACUCCUACUCCUAGCAGCAUAAUUGAAAAAUUAGUUUUGAAACCUCUGCGCAACAUUCUAAGUAGUGCUUCUGCAUGUAAUGACAAGUCUGAUGGUACCUUCAUGCUGGAUGAGAACCACUGCCGUCGUUUCUACGAAUGUCGCUCUGGCCGUCGCAUAAUGCGCAGAUGCCAGAAGGGCCAGUGGUUCGAUCGCGAGGCCAGUUCCUGUCGUAGCCGCGAGUUGGUUCUAAAUUGUCCAGCCCAGCGCAAUUAACCCAAUUAGGAAAUCGAUAGAUUUCUCUAUAUAACCUACUGUAUUAUAAUGCAAUAUCAUCAAUAAAAUGCGUUACAUCAUGCAAAA
This is a messenger RNA of Scaptodrosophila lebanonensis, 2969 nucleotides long. RefSeq names its product proteoglycan 4. The transcript is spliced from 2 exons. Bases 93 to 2882 code for a protein of 929 amino acids. NCBI's taxonomy places the organism in Eukaryota, Metazoa, Arthropoda, Insecta, Diptera, Drosophilidae. Gene Ontology annotation, molecular function: chitin binding. The record is from RefSeq and is a predicted model, not a curated record. Gene Ontology annotation, cellular component: extracellular region.